AAAAAGUAUACAAACCACAUCAUUUGAAUAUAUAUAUAUAUCAACCCACUAGGUCCAGGGCCUUGAUUAUCACACAUCCAAGAAGGAGUUUAGAGUCAGCGGAUUUCGUUUCACAGUCCACAUUGUCCAUUGUCAUGCCUGACUAGCGGACUUGAGAAAUGUCAAAACAGAUGAGCUGAAUCAAGAUACAAAAGAAAACUCGUUGGAAUUUGGGCUCUCUAGAAGGCAGCGAAAUCCUUUGAGCUCACCAGAAAUGUAGUUUAAGGUUGCUUUCUCUGCUGUUCCCAUUGUUACCAUAACGUGGCCCUCUUGCUUGGAGUGUCUCUCAAUUCAUAGGGCUAAACAAGUUUUACCUUGGAUUGGCAAGGAAAUAUAUCUAUUAUGUUAGGAUCUAGAAAUCCUAGUGCACUAUUGCUAAGUUAAUGAAUGUGGUCGGCAUGCAGUCUACGACGUCGUUGGGUUGAAGAUUCUCUAAUUGCCCGUGCAAUAUCAAAACGAACCACAGCAACCUUCCCUUCGAUGUUACUGGACUUCAAAGUGAGAAUAUACAGCCUCCACAGCACAGGGAACCCUGAGCUGGUCUGAUCACAGUUAAACCCAUGCUCCUUCAGCCACUUCGCUGCAACUAGCAAGCUGAACUGUCAGCUUUAUCUAACAGACUGCUCAAACCUUCAUCAUAUCAAUCACCCUUCUCUUCUUAAUUACUGCUCAUCAGAUACACCAGCUUUACUUUCAUCAUCACAGGCAACAUAACAUCUACUGAAUACACCGCUAGCCUCAAGGAGCUUCGAUUUCCUCCCCAUAUCAAAAUGGCAGAAGCCGCUCCUCCAAAGCGAGACGCUGACGUCCGUGUGCUGCCUCUACCUGAGCCGUCAAUCGACCAUUCUCCUCACCUAUGGAAGUUCACCUCGACUGAUCUCCUACAGAUCUACGUCGGCUCGCAGAGUGGGGUGCAGCGUAUUUUCAAUGUCCACGAGGGACUGCUCAAGUCCCAAUCUCUCUUCUUUCGCGGCAUGCUGCGCAACAACUUUCCCGAAACUAGAGAUCGUGUGAUCAGACUUCCAGACGACGACGUCAGGACCUUCGCUGUGUUUCUUCAGUGGCUGUACACCGGGAAAUCUCAUGACGGAGAAAUCUCCGGUAGUAACAUCGAUCUUUCGCAGCCUGAAACUGAAUUGCCCUUGACGGACUUGCGCACGGAGCAGUUCAAACGCCACGAAGCACAUCUGCUCGAACCCAAAAAGAAAGGAGCAUCCAGCAGCGUGCGCCUACUAUUCUCAUCCUAUAUCUUCGCGGACAAAAUCCAAGCCCCCUGGUUCAAAAACCACAUCCACAACCAACUCAUCGCUGGUGUAACUAGCGUUCCAUGUCCUUUGCUCACCGUAGGUGAUAUUCGCUACGUCUACGCAAAUACACAAGACGGCGAAGAAGAGGAUAGCCUACUUCGACUCUGUUGCCUAGCAAUAUCAUGUGGACCGAACCUGGAUUCUCUCCUGGAGGAUCCUGAGUUUUUGGAGCUCUGUUUUGAGGUUAAGUCGUUUGGGGUGCGGGUAUUGAAACGUUGCAGGACGCGGAUCACCGCACCAGCGGCAGCACCAAAGCCGAAGGGACGAAAGCGCGGCUAAUUUAAGUUCUAGUCUUUCUUCUUUGCUUUGAACUUCUUUCUAUUUUUCGUUUUUGUUAUAUGGUUACUUUCAUCCUUGACGGCUAGAUCAUGCCACCUCCCGCUGGCUAGGCCUAGUUACAAGGGUGUGAAAUGUGCUAGAUUUCUUGAAAUCUGAGCUAUUUUCGGGAUUUUUUCGCGAAUUCACCGGGCGAUGGAGGGGCUCGAACUGAUUUGUUGUGGGCGGCCGUAUAACGAUAACAGGAAAUUCAAAGCGCUUCGAAAAGUUGGGAGCAUCUUCGAUUCAUAAACACAAUGUGAAGUAACCUGGAGAAAUAAAAUCAACUUGGCAUUUACUUCGUAACUAUU
Molecule: messenger RNA, 1972 nt
Organism: Blastomyces gilchristii SLH14081
Lineage: Eukaryota; Fungi; Ascomycota; Eurotiomycetes; Onygenales; Ajellomycetaceae
Exons: 3
Coding region: 810-1625 (271 amino acids)
Molecular function (GO): protein binding
Source: RefSeq, a predicted model, not a curated record